Messenger RNA from Entrophospora sp. SA101, 1266 nucleotides. NCBI's taxonomy places the organism in Eukaryota, Fungi, Glomeromycota, Glomeromycetes, Entrophosporales, Entrophosporaceae. The record is from the annotation of a GenBank genome assembly.
AUGGAUUUCUCGAUCAUAUUCCAAAAAAUACCCCAAGCAUUGUCAGCCACCAUCAAUUAUUAUCGUUACGGACCACCACAACCAUCAUGGAACUUGAAGCUUUACUUGAUAUUCAAAAUUAUAAAAGGCGAAUUUGGAUCAACUAACAAUCAAACUAUCGAGGAUGUCCAAAAAAUGUAUAUGGCCAACACGACUCCCGUUAAUGGUGUACUUGUAGAUGAGCUGUUAUUGCCAAAUUCACUUCGUAAAGAAUCAGAAGUUUACAUUGAUGAUAUUUUGAAAGAUUAUAAUCAUGUGCUUGUUGAUGAUUGGAGAAGUGUUAAUAUUGGGAAUGGAUUAGAAUUAAUAAAUUAUAGACUUUCACCACAAAAUCAAUUUCCUGCCGCUUUACAUGACUCGAUAACCGCAUACAAUUACCUUAUUGAUCCACCAAAAGAUGCUGAUUUUCUACCAGUUGAUCCUAAAAAUAUUGUAAUCAUGGGCGAGAGUGCUGGUGGUGGCCUAACAAUGGCAACAUUACUGGCUAUACGUAAUUCAACAAAAUCAUUACCUUUACCAGCUGGGGCUGUUGUGUGGUCGGCGUGGGUUGAUUUAGCUAAGACAACGCAAUCAAUAAAAGACCCAAGUCUUGAUGAAUUAGAUUAUAUAUCAGAUGAACCUUUUCAUUAUGCAACAUCCCCUGCAUGGGAAGAAUUUGAGCAAAAAGCGAAAGAAUUAUCAGAAAAAAUCCAAUUAAAUAUUGAUAAUAAACCAAAAUUUUGGCACAAAUCAUUUGAUCGUGAUGGUCGUUUACAACUUUAUGCGUCUAAUGAAGGAUUAGCGAUUCCAUACGUUUCUCCAUUAUUUGCUGAAAGCUUAGGUGGUUUACCACCAAUAUUAGUGCAAACAGGUGAUAUAGAAAAAUUCAGAGAUGAGAGUAUUUAUUUGGCUCAUAAAGCUGCCAACCCAGAAAAAUACAAUUUGCCCUAUUACAAUGCUGAAAAAUUUAAAAAGUCGCCUUAUAAAACAUCUACAAAAGUUGUUCUUGAAGUUUAUGAAGAAAUGCCUCAUGUAUUCCAGAUAGCUGUUAAUCGAACAACUGAGUUUAUUAAACGAUUAUUAUCAGGCGAAGAAGAAGAGAAAGGAUUUAAAGCUUUACGCGUAACAGCUAAAGGUGAAAUCAUUGAAGGAUUGAAAAAAGAACAUUAUGAGACACUUGAAUGGGAAAAUAUUGGUGUUGUUCCAUCUAGCACCAGAAAGGUUUAUUCUAUUAAACCGGACAAUUAA